This is a messenger RNA of Neomonachus schauinslandi (Hawaiian monk seal), 1305 nucleotides long. RefSeq names its product hyaluronan and proteoglycan link protein 4 (gene HAPLN4). Bases 1 to 1305 code for a protein of 434 amino acids. The record is from RefSeq and is a predicted model, not a curated record. Lineage: Eukaryota; Metazoa; Chordata; Mammalia; Carnivora; Phocidae. Gene Ontology annotation, molecular function: hyaluronic acid binding. The transcript is spliced from 4 exons. Gene Ontology annotation, biological process: cell adhesion.
AUGCGAGAAGUCCGCGCCGUGGGGAACGAAGGUCAGGGGGCUAGUCCUCCGACAGGCAAAGCCCAGCAGGCUGGACUGAGUACCCUGUGCCCCCAGGUGUGUGCUCGGGCGGCCCUCGGUCCCGGCGCGCUCUGGGCCGCGGCCUGGGGAGUCCUGCUGCUCACGGCCCCCGCAGGGGCGCAGCGCGGACGCAAGAAGGUCGUGCACGUGCUCGAGGGUGAGUCGGGCUCGGUGGUGGUGCAGACGGCGCCGGGGCAGGUGGUCAGUCACAGGGGUGGCACCAUCGUCUUGCCCUGCCGCUACCACUAUGAGGCAGCCGCCCACGACCACGACGGCGUCCGUCUCAAGUGGACUAAGGUGGUGGACCCACUGGCCUUUGCCGACGUCUUCGUGGCGCUGGGCCCCCAGCACCGAGCAUUUGGCAGCUACCGUGGGCGUGCGGAGCUGCAGGGCGAUGGACCCGGGGAUGCCUCCCUGGUUCUCCGAAACGUUACGCUGCAGGAUUAUGGGCGCUAUGAAUGCGAGGUCACCAAUGAGCUGGAGGAUGACACUGGCAUGGUCAAGCUGGACCUGGAAGGAGUUGUCUUCCCUUACCACCCCCGUGGAGGCCGCUACAAGUUGACCUUCACGGAGGCGCAGCGCGCCUGCGCUGAGCAGGACGGUAUCCUGGCGUCCGCAGAGCAGCUGCACGCGGCCUGGCGCGACGGCCUGGACUGGUGCAACGCUGGCUGGCUGCGCGACGGCUCCGUGCAGUACCCGGUGAGCCAGCCUCGGGAGCCUUGCGGCGGCCUGGGCGGAGCUGGGAGCGCCGGGACGGGCGGCGGCACCGCCUCCGGGGGUGUGCGCAACUACGGCUUCCGCCACAAUGCCGGAGAACGCUACGACGCCUUCUGCUUCACAUCCAACCUCCCGGGACGUGUGUUCUUCCUGAAGCCGCUGCGGCCUGUGCCCUUCUCGGGAGCAGCGCGUGCAUGCGCGGCGCGCGGCGCGGCCGUCGCCAAGGUGGGACAGCUGUUCGCUGCGUGGAAGCUGCAGCUGCUGGACCGCUGCACCGCGGGCUGGCUGGCCGACGGGAGCGCGCGCUACCCCAUCGUGAAUCCGCGCGCGCGCUGCGGCGGCCGCCGGCCGGGCGUUCGCAGCCUGGGAUUCCCCGACGCCACGCGCCGUCUCUUCGGCGUCUACUGCUACCGUGCACCCGGCGCGCCGGACCCCGCACCCGGCGGCUGGGGCUGGGGCUGGGCCGGAGGCGGCGGCUGGGCCGGAGGCGCGCGCGACCCCGCUGCUUGGGCCCCGCUGCGCGUCUAG